This is a messenger RNA of Carassius auratus (goldfish), 2303 nucleotides long. RefSeq names its product protein FAM131B-like. The record is from RefSeq and is a predicted model, not a curated record. The transcript is spliced from 8 exons. NCBI's taxonomy places the organism in Eukaryota, Metazoa, Chordata, Actinopteri, Cypriniformes, Cyprinidae. The coding region runs from base 116 to 1447 and encodes 443 amino acids.
AGCAUGAGUGGAGAGAAUCAGCAGCCAGAAAAGAGAAAGCAGAGAAAGGAGGAGAGAAUGUGUGGUGAAAGGCUAGCGCUUCCUUGCUUCUAUCCAGGGCCUUUGUGAAUAAACCAUGGGAUGUAUCGGCUCUCGAACCCUGACAGCAGAUGGAGUUCCCGUGCAGAAGGAUGGGGAACAGUUGUCUAUGGAGGACACAACCUCAAUCCUCCCUCGACUGAAGAAGAGGAACUCCAAUGCCUAUGGAAUCGGCGCUCUGGCUAAGUCCUCUCUGACAGGUGUGUCAGGAGUGUCUCGCUCUAUGAAGGACAAGGUGACGAAGCCGACAGCGAUGGCCCAGGGGCGUGUGGCCCAUAUGAUUGAGUGGCAGAGCUGGGGCAUGCAGACGGUGGGCGCGGGGGGCAGCGGAGCAGGACGCACCUCCAGUCUGCACCUCCAACAAGAGCGCAAGCUGGAGAAUGAUGCAUACAGUGACCUCAGUGAUGGAGAGAAGGAGGCUCGCUUCGCUGCAGGUGUGCUUCAGCAGUUUGCGAUUUCUGAAGCAACGCUUCUGGCCUGGAGCUCUAUGGACGGCGAGAGCACAAGCGUUGGAUCUAAUCAGGGAAGCAUAGCCCAUCUGAGCGAGGCCAACCAGGAAAGCAUCACAAGUCGAGACCAGAUAGUGCACCAUUCUUCUGCAGAGGUGUGGCCUCACAAUUACGUCUCCCAAGGUCUUUAUUGCCUUUCUUCCUCUGACGCUUGGGAGCCAAUUAGUAAUGAACAGUCAGGUGUGGCCUCUCCUGCCACCGGUUCAUAUGUCAUGGCUGUCGGGACUGAGGGAGGAUAUGACCCAAAUACAGCAGCUCAGUUCCUCUCACAACAGCAGCAGCAGCAGCAGUAUCAGAACCAGUUCCAUCAGAUCCAGCAUCUGCACCAGAUCCAUCAAUACCAGCAGCAACAGCUCCUGCAGUAUCAACAACAGCAACAGAUGUUGGAGCAAAGGCUGCAGAGUGCUACUCAGUCUUUACAAGUUACUCCCAACAGCACCAUCCACAGCCUGCCUCCCCUCACUCACCCGCCUUUAGUGGAUCUGUGGGGGGCAGCGCAGACAGAGGCCUAUCAGGCAGACAUGGUGGGCUACAUGGGUAUGCCUGUAGCAGUAGAUGGAAAUCUAACAGCCCCCACAGAGGAGAUGACGACAGAUCACUCACCUUUACUGGAAGCCCAGGAGGAGGAAGAGAUCAAAGAGGAAGAGGUAACGUUAUAUAUGGAACCAGAACCAGUAACAUUAAUUCCAUCUCCAGUAACGCAGGAAGUGACCUCGACGGGAGGAAGCAGUCCAGGUCAAGCCCCUGGAGAGUCCAGCACAGAGCGCAAGGCGUCUGAUGUCUCACCAUCUGUCAUUGAAGAGCUUGAGGAAAAGGAGUCGUCCGAAUCAUCAUCUGUAGACAUCACGGCAACCAACUAAGUGGCCGGCAUUAAACUUCAGCUGGUUAUGACACACAUUUCAAUCAGCAUUGUCAAACAAUAUCAACUCCUAUUUCAGGAAUCUAACACCAUUGUGAUGGAAUUCAAGUGACAGCUUGAACCCAAAAUGGAAAAGCAGAACUGAAAGUUACAGCACUGCUUACGUGAACACUUUGAUAUUUGAAUUUAAUUUUUAAUUUCUUUUGUAAGCCUUAUAUUAUGGAUGUCUGAGAAAGGAAGGUACACAAUGUGAAUGGGAAAUUAUUCGGACUGGGAAAGGAGAGAAGGAGGAAAACUCCCCAUGUUAGGAAUGGAGUGAUAGAGUUGGAGGUAUGUAAUACGAAGAACAUUCGGUUAAAUAUGUGCAUGCUUUUACAAGGAGUGUUGACUCUCGUUAUUCAAAAUAAAGAAACUAUAGUUAAUAAACCAUAAUGAUUAUAAUAAUACUAUUCUUUUUUAAGAAAACAACAAACUAUAUAUAUAUAUAAUAGACAGUAACACAAGCUUUUUCAACCCAUGAUACCACAAAGACCCUUACCAUAAGAGAUCACAUAAACUCAAUACAACACAAAUUUCCUCUUAUCCUCUUCGGUUUUCAGCCAGUAUACUUACAAACACACUCCUUUCUAUGUAAAAGACCGGAUUUGGCAGUUUAUGGCACUGUUGGGAGAAACACAGGUUCAAUACAGAAGUUUCUGUGCUGUGAAACAUAAAAAUCAAUUAACUGAAACCAACCACUGAUCUACACAGUUCUGUCGGCUGUUUAUUACGGAGCCCCUAAAGGGUCAUUGUGAUGGGAGAAAAUUUUGGGUGGAAGGCAAAACAUUUUUUUGUUGAUUUAUUUAUUUAUUUUUAUU